Vanrija pseudolonga is the source of this 1878-nucleotide messenger RNA. Its product is annotated as Serine/threonine-protein kinase svkA. The transcript has 10 exons. Gene Ontology annotation, biological process: protein phosphorylation. Bases 293 to 1807 code for a protein of 504 amino acids. Gene Ontology annotation, cellular component: cytoplasm. NCBI's taxonomy places the organism in Eukaryota, Fungi, Basidiomycota, Tremellomycetes, Trichosporonales, Trichosporonaceae. The record is from RefSeq and is a predicted model, not a curated record. Gene Ontology annotation, molecular function: protein serine/threonine kinase activity; ATP binding.
UUUGCAACACUACAUCUAGACUUUAACUUCUCCGGCUCUCACUUCUCUCUCUCGCUGCUGCACUCACGACCCGCACGACGCACGCACCGCACGCACACGACACGACACGCGCUGCAUACCCCAGCCCUCCACAGCCCAGCCCAGCCGAGCUAGCUCCACGACACACACCGCCCAACCGCUCGCCCGCCCGCCAGCCAGCCAAACCGUCCACACCUCCCCGAACCUGCGCCACGCCAGCCAGCCUCGCACAGCGUGGCCCCCCUGUGCUGCCCGCGUGACCGCCUAGCUUGCCAUGUCGUACGGGUCGGCCAACCAAGGGCCCGACCCCGAGCUCUUCUACGUCAAGCAGAACCGCAUCGGCAAGGGCAGCUUUGGCGAAGUAUAUCGCGGCUAUGACCGCCGUACCAUGGUCCCCGUGGCCAUCAAGAUCAUCGACCUCGAAAGCGCCGAGGACGAGAUCGACGACAUUCAGCAGGAGAUCCAGAUCCUCGGCCAGCUCGACUCGGACUUUAUCACGCGGUACUAUGGGUCUUUCCUCAAGGGCUCGCACCUCUGGAUCAUAAUGGAGUACUGCGCCGGUGGCUCAUGCUCGGACCUGAUGAAGGCCGGUACCUUUAAGGAGGACUACAUUGCUAUUCUGCUCCGAGAGCUCCUCCGUGGACUAGACUAUCUUCAUGGCGAGGGCAAGCUGCAUCGUGAUAUCAAGGCUGCAAACAUCCUCUUGACGUCCAAUGGCGACGUCAAGCUCGCAGACUUUGGAGUCUCGGGACAGCUCACGGCCACCAUGACAAAGAAGAACACCUUUGUCGGAACGCCCUAUUGGAUGUCCCCAGAAGUCAUCAAGCAGUCCGGCUACGACCACAAGGCCGACAUCUGGAGUCUGGGCAUUACCGCCAUUGAGCUCGCAGAGGGAGAGCCACCAUAUGCAAGCCUCCACCCAAUGAAGGUUUUGUUCCUCAUUCCGAAGAACCCCCCGCCAGAGCUCUCGGAUCGGUAUUCAAAGACAUUUCGCGAUUUCGUCCAGCUGUGUCUCCAGCGUGACCCCCGCAAUCGCCCAACAGCAAAGGACCUCCUAAAGCACAAGUUUAUUCGCAACGCUCGCAAGGUCUCGUAUCUGACGGAACUGAUCGAGCGUCAUGAAAAGUGGAAGCAGGAGGGUGGCGCAAAGCCUGAAGAGACUCCUCGCGAUGUGCCACAAGAGCCUGGCUAUGGACCGUCAGAGGACGCCUGGGACUUUGGCACUGUGAGGCAUAACCUGCCACCCUCGACCAUGUCGCGUGCUUCGAGGCCGCUCCCGACCCCAGGCGGACCUCCCAUUCCAGAGGCACCAGCCGCCGCAAUAGUGCCGACUCCAGUGGAGCCACUAAGCGGACAUCACAGCGGGACCAUGUAUCGCGCUCCGCCUCGCCCCCCGCCCGCCGAGCAUCUUGCGCAGCAGGUGCUGCAUCAGCCCCCUCCCGGCCCGCCACCCGCGCAGCAGCAACCGCAGCAGCAGCAGAUUCCACCCCAGGUUGUCCAGCAGCAGCAGCAGCAACAGCAACAGCAGUACAUGCCGCCACCAUCACAUGGCCCUCCGCCACAAGCCCAAGACCAUUUGCUAGAUGAGGAAGAGGACGGCAUGCUCGAGAACGUCAUUGUGCCUGCGAUCGCAAGCCUCACGGCGCGUGUCCCUAACGACCAAGCUGCGAGGAUUGUUCUCGACCGGCUCCGCCAGGCGUUUGAGGCUGCCGAGCGGCAGAUUCCCGGCGUCACCUCGGCAUUUGUCCUCGAGAUUGUUGAGAAUGUGGAGCAGGUGGAUGAGCAUUAGCCUAGUCUUCUUGUAGUGCGAGUGUCUGGCGGCCGCCGCGACUCAUUACACCCCUGCGACGCACACCAAUG